Messenger RNA from Aedes aegypti (yellow fever mosquito), 1826 nucleotides. RefSeq names its product zinc finger protein 157. Lineage: Eukaryota; Metazoa; Arthropoda; Insecta; Diptera; Culicidae. The coding region runs from base 93 to 1787 and encodes 564 amino acids. Gene Ontology annotation, biological process: regulation of DNA-templated transcription. Gene Ontology annotation, molecular function: RNA polymerase II cis-regulatory region sequence-specific DNA binding; zinc ion binding; DNA-binding transcription factor activity, RNA polymerase II-specific. The transcript has 5 exons. Gene Ontology annotation, cellular component: nucleus. The record is from RefSeq and is a predicted model, not a curated record.
AAACAGUCGACAAAUACCGUCACUCAGCCGAUGCUCGUGAUUCAAACGUUUAGUUCAGAUUAUUUUAUUAAGUGCCGAAAUUAAGAUUAGUUAUGACGAUAAGUGCAUUGCUACAUUUUCCCGACGUGUGUCGGUUGUGUUUGCACCAUAAACCUGCGCCGGAAAUGGUUCCCCUCGCCAGUACCGUACCGGAACUCGACGCCCAGCUAUCGGAUCUGUUGGAGGAUUUCUGUCCCUCAUCAGCAAUGCAGGAGGUCACAUCCUUACUACCGUCUGCCAUGUGUGAACAUUGCCAGCACCAAUUGUUGGAGGCUUACAAAUUCAAGCAGAGAGUUAAAUCGCUUCAAGAUUUUCAAAUCGCAUUCCUAGAAGCGCGCCAAAACAACGAUCCGGAACAACUCAGGGAACUUUUCCGCCUCAAAUACGAUAGCUUGAAUUUACUGUUUCGUGAGCUAAAUCUCAUGGAUCAUGAAAGGGCUCUUCGCUGGGAAGAUUUGAUAUCCUGUCAAGAGGAAAAUGAAGAGGUAAUUGAGCCAGAAAAGACCGAGGAUCUCGAAAUAAUUGAUGACGAAGAUUCGGAGGACCGGAAUCCUCAGAUUCUUCAUGUUGAAUUAGUGGAUAACGUAAGUAGCGAUGAGGAUAUGUACAAUUCGGAGAAUAGCAUGCACGUUGAGGUAGAAUACUUGGAUGUUGAGCAAACGGAGGCUGACGAAGAAAAUCCUCCACCAGCGGAAGUGAAAGCCGAGCAAACCUUCAAUAACGAAGACAGUCAGCUUCUCUCCCAUUCCGAGGACUCGCUAGAGUAUCUAUCCUUCGAUCAGGAACAGCAAACCGAGUGGAAGUGUAACAUUGCUGAUUGCGAUCAGCGAUUUGAAGAGAAAGAAGCGUUGCUCCUGCAUAAGCAAGUUAUUCAUCAAUGCUGCGUUUGCACCAUUUGUGGAAGUGUGCUAAAGAAUAAGUACUCGCUGGAUAAUCACACCCGGAGACACAUGGGAAGACCGGAUUUUGCUUGCGAGUAUUGCCCUUCGACGUUCUACACGUCUCAAGAGCACAAGUUACACCUUAGCUUGGUCCAUAUUGCAACUAAAACAGCGAAAUGUGAUUUAUGCGGGUUGGAGUUCAAAAAUAAAACUUGUCUGAAGCGACACCUGAAGUCUCACUCGGAUGUGCGAACCUAUCAGUGCCCUUUCUGCGAAAAGGCCUUCAAAACCAAUAUGCAUCUGCACAGGCACAAGGAAACGAUUCAUAUGAAAAUCCGAUUCAAAUGUACUCACUGUGAUGCGUCGUAUGGGCGGAAAGACAAGCUUCGUAUGCACAUCGAACGGGCUCACAAUAUUCAAAUGUACUUCAUGUGCAACAUUUGUUUGAAAUCGUUCGCAACCGAGGAGCAGCGCCUGGAGCACAUGAGCCACCACGAAAAUCCCAAACCAUUGGAAUGUGGCGUCUGCCUGACGGCCUUCCUCACUUCGAAGGACUUCAAAAAUCAUCUUUGCAUUUCCUACCGAAAGGAUUACGUGUGCUGCAAGCGGGAUUUCAAAUUCCACACGUUCUAUAACAAGCACAUGUUUCUGGUGCAUGGCCAGAAGACCAAUGCUCGUGUGAAGCCGGCGAGCAACCAGUUGAUAGCUAACAUGCGUGCGGAACGGAGACAAGACGAACGUUGUGCCAAGUGCGAAAAAACCUUCAGAACCAGGAAGCAGAAGAAUGCCCACAAGGAAUUUUGUCGAGGUAAGUUGAACAAGGAUUCAACUGUAGAAUUCAUUCUGCCAAACUCCUUAAAUGAAUAAAUGUCUCCGAAAGGGACGCAAACAUGCAUUAGGAUUCAA